Molecule: messenger RNA, 2105 nt
Organism: Toxorhynchites rutilus septentrionalis
Lineage: Eukaryota; Metazoa; Arthropoda; Insecta; Diptera; Culicidae
Gene: Pex7
Product: peroxisomal targeting signal 2 receptor
Exons: 5
Coding region: 526-1491 (321 amino acids)
Biological process (GO): protein import into peroxisome matrix
Cellular component (GO): peroxisomal matrix; cytosol
Molecular function (GO): protein binding
Source: RefSeq, a predicted model, not a curated record
GCUCUUCCAAUUCAUCACCCGCGAGAACACCCGCCACCAGUGCUCGCACUGGAAAGACACGGCGCGCGAGGUGUUGUUUAAUAAAUAAAGAUGAAAGCUUCAUACUUUCGGAAUCUAAUCUCGCCGAGAUAUCCGCGGGCCGCGUGUGUUUGUCUUCCACGAAGACAGGCGUGAGAUCGUCGUCGACGGUGCUGUGCUGGCUUCAGACUGACCUUGGGGUAAUAGCAGCGGCGCGAGCGUUGGUCAGCACCUGGUCCUGGUACAGAGAGUGUUGUGUCCGUCGAACAUUGGGUGAUGUUGUUGGCUGUUCGCUAUGAGUAGAGCUGUGGAGCGUGAUUAGUAUCAAAACAGUUUGAAAAGAGUGCCUCUUGUGCCUUUGUAGUAAAUAACAGAAAGAAAGAAAAAUUGCGUUAAAAUGUGCUUCGAGGAAUAGAUUUGCCUUACGUUCAGAAGUUCCAAAUUUGACCUCCCAACGGAAACGGCUCGAUUGUGUUAGUUCGAUUCACCGCUGGACUUAUUCCUACGAUGUCAACAUUCUUCACCACCAACCGCCAUGGCUACAGCGUCCGAUUUUCGCCAUUUAACCCGGACCAGUUCGUGGUGGCCUCGAGCCAAUUCUACGGUCUGGCCGGCGGCGGAACUCUCUACUUCCUGGAGCUGUACCCGGACGGGGGUGGAAUCGUUGAGAAGCGAACGCACCACUGGACCGAUGGGUUGUUCGAUGUGACAUGGUCCGAAUCGAACCCGGAAAUAGUGGUGUCCGGCUCGGGGGAUGGUAGUGUCCAGCUGUGGAACACCAAUCUCAGCCCCAGCAAUGGUCCCCCGCAGAUGGUGUACCGGGAGCACAAGAAGGAAAUCUACAGCGUCGACUGGAGCAAAGUUCCGUACGAGCAGCUGUUCAUCAGCGCAAGCUGGGACAGCACGGUAAAGAUCUGGGAUCCGAUCAGGAACCACUCGCUGAGUACCUAUAUUGGUCACUCGCAACUAGUCUACAAUGCGGUAUUCGCAUCACACAUCCCCAACACAUUCGCGAGUGUCAGUGGUGACGGGAUGCUCAAGAUAUGGGACAUUCUGUGCUAUGAUCUGCCCAUCGCCAGUAUCAAGGCACACGAGGGUGAGGUGCUAACGGUGGAUUGGUGCAAACACGAUUCCAAUGUCCUCGCCACUGGGGCUUCGGAUGGACUUAUCCGGGUGUGGGAUCUGCGUAAUUUUGGCAUACCGCUGGCGGAGCUAAAGGGCAACGAGUUUGCCGUGAGAAAAGUACAAUUUUCACCCCACAACAUGUCGGUGCUGGCCAGCGUGGGCUAUGACUUUACGACUCGCAUCUGGGACUUCAAGAAGAGCAACGAAGCGAUGGAAACGAUUAAGCACCACUCGGAGUUCACCUACGGGUUGGACUGGAACCGGCGCCGGCAGAAUCAGCUCGCCGACUGCGGCUGGGACUCGCUGGUGCAUGUUUUCAAACCGGACUGCCUUUCCGACAAAAUCUAAUCCUUUGCGAACGAGGAGAGCUCAUCCCAUGGGAGGUGGAAUCUUUUAUCCAAGCUAAAAAGUGGAAAUUUUAAGGGAAGAAUCUAACAAAGCAAAAAAAGGGAAAAAAAAGCAAACCAAAUUGUGAUUUAGGAUGUAAGUAGUCUAAAAAAACAACAAUUGGACAGAACUAUUUUAGAGGCAAACAUGAGCCAUUUCGGAAGAUUUGUAAAGUACCAAAAAAAAGAAAGAACCGAUCAUAUCGGCUAAUGUAAAAACAAAACAAAACUAUAGAUGUCUUGGUGUAGAUUGGGUGAGAAAUCUAAAUUGAACUAUUGUAAAUUAUGGAACGGGAAAAGGGGAUUUAUAGGCAGAGGUGGAAAGCCAAAGCGCGAAAAAUCGAGUCAUACAUAUGUUAAAAGUGUUAGUUUAUAUUAAACUGUAAAGCUAUAUUCUAUAUAUUAUUUAUAAUUUUAAUCAUUAGUUAGGUAUGCAUGAUUCGAAAUUAGUCCAAAUUCGGUGUUCGAAUAGCUUGUUCGGCUCACUUAGUUUCUAUUUAAAUUAUUUCUGUUGCCAGGUGUAUUGUCAGUUUUUACACAAAAUUGAAAAUAAAUCAGAUGUUUUGUACGUUUUAA